Trematosphaeria pertusa is the source of this 886-nucleotide messenger RNA. RefSeq names its product DnaJ-domain-containing protein. The record is from RefSeq and is a predicted model, not a curated record. Lineage: Eukaryota; Fungi; Ascomycota; Dothideomycetes; Pleosporales; Trematosphaeriaceae. Gene Ontology annotation, molecular function: heat shock protein binding. Gene Ontology annotation, cellular component: nucleus; cytoplasm. Bases 68 to 886 code for a protein of 272 amino acids. The transcript has a single exon.
ACUACUCACCCCGCUAACACUGACACCAACGCUCCCCCAAGUAGACUUCCAGGUAGGAACAGCAACCAUGCCUUCCCUCCACGCACAAACAGUGUUCCAAUCCGCCUAUACCUGCGCUCGUAGCCGCGGGCUCAAUGCCGAUCAAGCCUCCACUCUCGCCCAGGAUGCCGUCACCCGCAGCAUGACGGAGAAACCAGAACCCAUCUCUUCUUCACGCCGCACGCCUGCUACGUGCCACAUCCGUAGUACCACAAACUGCUCUACCCGUACAGCGGAGCAGACAAAUUAUCGUCAAGAGACGUACACCUCCUUUCAUCACGAGGAGUACUACCCGCACUGUGGUCCUUCGAGCCAGCCGCCGCCCCGUGACUAUGACAGCUAUCCUCGUGGUGGUUCCUUCGGCGCGCGUUACACCUCAGACCACUUCGAGCGUUGGUGCAAGCGCCCCUCUAACAAGGACAGCUAUCCGCAGUCUAGCUCUUCCAGUCAGCCACAGCCCCGUGACUAUGAUAACCUUCCCCGCAAUCGUUCCUUCGGCGGGCGUACUCAUACACACCCGCGGCCCUCAGAGCGUCCGCGUCCACGUCCCUCUAACCAGGACAGCUACUCGCGCUCUUCCAGCCGCCAUGAGCCCGACUACUCAGGCGUCAAACCGGACACCGAUCUGUACCACAUUCUCAGCGUGAGUCGCAGCGCGUCGCCGGACGAGCUGAAGCAGGCGCAGCGUAAGUUGAGCAUGAAGUACCAUCCUGACCGUGUUGGGGACGCGGAUAAGACGCUGGCGACGGAGAAGAUGGCGGAGAUUAAUCGCGCGUAUGAUGUUCUUUCGGAUGAGAAGGGAAGGCGGUAUUAUGAUCGGACGGGCACAAUUAUGCCGAGCGUUUGA